AUGUCCUCGCCGCCACCGGAGCCGUGUUCUGGUUUCGGAACACCAAACUUCCCCUUUCAGGCCAACUCGCAAGGGACAAGUGGUGAGUCCAGGAUGCCAGGUUAUCAUUUCUUCAAGCAGGCUACCGGUGAAUUUGGCAAGGGCCAAUUUGGAAAAGUUUACAAGGCAUAUCUUCCAACCGGGGAAGUGAUCGCCGUGAAGCUGCUCCAUCAGAUGUCAAAGUUUGAUGACGAGCAAUUCUCACAUCAUUGUACACAACUUAUGAGCACCAACCAUAAGAAUCUUGUGAGACUAUUGGGCUAUUCCUACGGAGAACAUGAAGAAUCACAUCUGUACGAUGGGAGAGUAAUACGCGGUGUAUACAAACGCAGGUUAAUCGGCUUCGAGUAUGUACCCGGCGGAAGUCUUGCCAAUUUUCUUUCAGAACAACAUCUCGGAUGGAGUAUACGCUUCAAAAUAAUAAAGGAGAUCUGUGAGGGUUUACAAUACCUUCAGGAAGCUGGCAUUGUGCACUUUAAUCUCAACCCAGGUAAUAUAUUGCUAGACAAUGGAAAGAUACCAAAAAUCACAGAGUUUGGUUUAUAUGAGAUGUUCAAGGCAGUAAACGACGGAGCCACAGUUACUCGAGGGUGUACUUACAGAUUGAGAUAUAUGGCACCAGAAAUAUAUUGCUAUGGAAAAAUGUCAGAACGGUCUGACAUCUUUAGCUUGGGCGCUCUAAUUAAAAGUAUAAUGGCUGGAACUACAGACUCGAGCAUUCAUCACAUGGAUGGUCCUAAAUGUGUUGAGCAUGUACACAAAAGCUGGAGGAAAAGGCUACAAGAGAUAAGGAGGUAUCGCUCAUUUGAAGCAGAUUGCCAGCAAGUGAGCACUUGUAUCGGAAUCGCAGUAGCCUGCAUGCACAGAGACCCAGGUGAAAGGCCACUGAUGAAGGAUAUUGUUCGUAAACUAUAUGAAGUAGAAACUAGGGAAGAUUACCUGUCGUCGCGGGUAGAACAGGCUGUUCAUGAUUAUGAAGUCAGGAGAAUAUCAUUCCAAGAGAUGGAACACGUCACGAGUAAUUUCUCUCAAAAACUUGGUCAUGAUGGCUUAGGUGCUGUUUAUAAGCAGUUGAGCAGGGAAAGCUUGAAGAUGGGGAAGUGA
Triticum turgidum subsp. durum (durum wheat) is the source of this 1143-nucleotide messenger RNA. NCBI's taxonomy places the organism in Eukaryota, Viridiplantae, Streptophyta, Magnoliopsida, Poales, Poaceae. The record is from the annotation of a GenBank genome assembly.